Aureobasidium melanogenum CBS 110374 is the source of this 981-nucleotide messenger RNA. Its product is annotated as 2-dehydropantoate 2-reductase. Gene Ontology annotation, biological process: pantothenate biosynthetic process. The transcript is spliced from 6 exons. The record is from RefSeq and is a predicted model, not a curated record. Bases 1 to 981 code for a protein of 326 amino acids. Gene Ontology annotation, molecular function: 2-dehydropantoate 2-reductase activity. NCBI's taxonomy places the organism in Eukaryota, Fungi, Ascomycota, Dothideomycetes, Dothideales, Saccotheciaceae. Gene Ontology annotation, cellular component: cytoplasm.
AUGACCGAAGACAAAAAGACAAAAGUCCUGCUCUAUGGACUAGGCGCUAUAGGAGGCUUCUAUGCAUUUCUUCUCAGCCGUGAUCCGAGUGUGGAGCUCAGUGUGGUUGCCAGAUCAAAUCUAGAGGUUGUCAAGAAGGAUGGCAUGACUAUACACACUCUGAAUCAUGGAUCACAUACCGUACAUUUCGACAGAGUGUUGAGUUGCCCACAUAAGAUUGCAACCAAAUACGACUAUAUCGUUUGCGCUCAUAAAGCUAUCACCCCCGGCUUGGACCCUAAUGACUUCCGGUCUGUAGCUAAUAUGGACACCACCUUCGUAAUCUUGCAGAAUGGCGUUGGCAACGAAGAGCCUUUUCGUCAGUCAUUCCCCUACUCAACAAUCAUUAGCUGUGUGAUAUGGGUCGGUGCAACACAAGAAUCUCUUGGUGUCAUUAGACAUACAGCGUCUGAGCACACCGAUAUAGGGCUGUAUCCUAAUCCGGAAGUCGAUCCUGCUUUGGAAGAUGUGAGGCUGGAAGGAUUUGCGGCUAUGUUGAGGGCGGGCGAAACGUCAUACACUAUCUCAGACAAUAUUCAGGUCAAGCGAUGGGAAAAAGUCGUUUGGAACGUUGCAUGGAACCCUCUGACCACACUCACACAACAAGACACACAAGAAUGGCUCUCGUCCUCAAAAGAGAGCGUGUCCGUCACGAAACGCUUGAUGCGAGAAGUGAUAGGCGUGGCGAGAAGAGCCGGAAUCACCUUGGAGUAUGGCCUUGUAGACGUCUUGAUGGAAAGAAUACAAAGCAUGCCAGGCAUAGAGAGUAGUAUGCAGGUGGAUGCAAGAGAAGGCAGGAGAUUGGAGGUUGAUGUGAUCCUCGGAACUCCAAUGAGAAUGGCAAGAGAGUUUGGAAUGGAUGUACCAACACUAGCGACGGUGUAUGCACUGACCGUUGCAGUUGACCGCAUGAUCAAGCAGAAACUGAGUGCAACAAAUUGA